Molecule: messenger RNA, 924 nt
Organism: Brassica napus (rape)
Lineage: Eukaryota; Viridiplantae; Streptophyta; Magnoliopsida; Brassicales; Brassicaceae
Product: zinc finger BED domain-containing protein RICESLEEPER 2-like
Exons: 3
Coding region: 1-924 (307 amino acids)
Molecular function (GO): protein dimerization activity
Source: RefSeq, a predicted model, not a curated record
AUGAAGCUCAGGCAGGUGUUGAGUGAAGUUCCGGGUAGGAUCUGUCUAACGACGGAUCUAUGGAGAGCAAUAACAAUCGAAGGUUAUCUCUGUCUUACUGUCCACUAUGUCGACGCUGAGUGGAACCUUAGAGCUAAGAUCCUCUCCUUUUGCGCUUUCCCUCCACCCCAUUCUGGUCCGGCCAUUGCCAUGAAGCUAAUGGAGCUGAUUAAAGAAUGGGGUUUGCAGAAGAAGGUCUUCACAGUAACCGUAGACAAUGCGUCCUCUAAUGACAACAUGCAAGGAGUUCUCAAGAGGCAACUUAGAAAGGAUUUAGUCUGCAGUGGAGACUUCUUUCACAUCAGGUGUGCUGCUCACAUUCUGAAUCUCAUUGUCCAAGACGGAUUAUCGGUGAUAAGUGACGCCUUGGAGAAGAUCAGAGACAGCGUUAAGUAUGUCAAGGUCAGUGAGUCUAGAGAGUUGCUGUUUCUAGGCUGUGUGGAGACUCUUGGUAUUGUUAAGAAACGCGGUUUGGUUUUGGAUGUCACUACGCUGUGGAACUCAACCUAUCUGAUGCUGUCUAGGGUUCUUCACUACAAAGAGCCGUUUAAGAAUCUUGCAGAAAUCGAAGCAAAGUUAGAUGUCAUCAAGUAUUGGAAGAACAAUUCAAACCGGUUUAGGGAGCUAUCUCGAAUGGCAUGUGAUGUCCUAUGCAUCCCAAUAACAACAGUGUCGUCUGAGUCAUCCUUCAGUGUGGGAAGUCGGGUUCUUAGCAAGUAUAGGAGCCGCCUUCUUCCCUCAAAUGUCCAAGCUUUGAUUUGCGCUAGAAACUGGCUUCGUGGUUUUGAAGUGAUUGCUGGAUGUGAUUUAGAUGAGGAAGGUAAGGAAGAUGCCAAUGAAAAAGCAGAAGGAAGUGGAAAGAAGAAGAAGACCCGACUCAACUAA